Heterocephalus glaber (naked mole-rat) is the source of this 2618-nucleotide messenger RNA. It is a transcript of the gene Cabp7, whose product is annotated as calcium binding protein 7. Gene Ontology annotation, molecular function: calcium ion binding. The record is from RefSeq and is a predicted model, not a curated record. Gene Ontology annotation, cellular component: trans-Golgi network membrane. NCBI's taxonomy places the organism in Eukaryota, Metazoa, Chordata, Mammalia, Rodentia, Bathyergidae.
GGCGCGGAACCUCCAAGAUGCCGUUCCACCCGGUGACGGCGGCGUUGAUGUACCGGGGCAUCUACACCGUGCCCAACCUGCUGUCGGAGCAGCGCCCGGUGGACAUUCCUGAGGACGAGCUGGAGGAAAUCCGAGAGGCCUUCAAGGUGUUUGACCGGGAUGGCAAUGGCUUCAUCUCCAAGCAGGAGCUGGGCACAGCCAUGCGCUCCCUGGGAUACAUGCCCAACGAGGUGGAGCUGGAGGUUAUCAUCCAGCGGCUGGACAUGGACGGUGACGGCCAGGUGGAUUUUGAGGAGUUUGUGACGCUCCUAGGACCCAAGCUUUCCACCUCGGGGAUCCCAGAGAAGUUCCAUGGUACUGACUUCGACACCGUCUUCUGGAAGUGCGACAUGCAGAAGCUGACAGUGGAUGAGCUGAAGCGGCUGCUCUAUGACACUUUCUGUGAGCACUUGUCCAUGAAGGAUAUAGAAAAUAUCAUCAUGACGGAGGAAGAGAGCCAUCUGGGCACAGCUGAGGAGUGCCCCGUGGACGUGGAGACCUGCUCCAACCAGCAGAUCCGCCAGACGUGCGUGCGUAAGAGUCUGAUCUGCGCCUUUGCCAUCGCCUUCAUCAUCAGCGUCAUGCUCAUCGCGGCCAACCAGGUGCUGCGCAGCGGCAUGAAAUAGGCACUGCUGGGCACUCUGUCUGGUGUAUGUGUUGCCCAGGCCGCUCCACACCCACUGCCGCCUGCAGCCCUCCCCCUCUGCUGGCUCAUCCACUUGUACUUCAGGGCCUGGAUGUCUGGUGACCCCACCUGUCUUGCCCCAUGGGCCUUGCAUGGAGCUGUGGCCUGGCUGUGGAGGAUCUGGUGGUGGCUCCAAGUCAGCCCUUGGCCCCCAACAUCUUGCCUGUGCCCCCACCCUGGCCUGUAUGUAGCGCUACUCUUCCCACUAUCUGGGGACCCCUGGGAAAUUGAGGGAUUUGUACAGGGACCCCCAAGACCCAGUCCCUGCUGUGGUCCCAAAGGCAGGAAAGGCAACCCCUGUGCAGAGAGGGCAGCCAUCGGCCUAGGGCCACAAAGCCAACCCUAGUUCUGGUCUGUGAGGUUUGCCCUGAGCUAUGGGCAAGGCAGUGGUAGCAGGGGACCGAAAACCUCCUCUUGGAAAAGGGCACAAGGCUGUGGUCUCCUGGGUUCCUUCCUUUGACCCUCCAUAGACCCAAACCCAGCCCUUCCCACCCCACUAUGCACCUGCUGGGGUGAAGCCUGCCCAUUUCACAGGUGAGAAGCCUGAAGUCCAUGGGCCUGAGACCUGACCUCAGGUUUUCCCCCAACAGGGAUGUUUAAGAAAGGCAGAAGCUCAUGGAGGAUGGAGCAUCUGAGGUGGUUCUAAGACCUCCAAUCUUCUGGGCCCCCCACCAUAGGCCCAAUGAUCAAGGACCAUAUUACCCCCCAGAACUGUAGUCCAACUGAGGAAGCAGCCUCAAGCCCAAGCAGCCUGUGUGACCUCCCACCAGUCAGGGUGCUCCUCCAGCAGGACCAUGGGAGGGCCUCUGGGCCAGGGGGUGGCACAGCCCAGUGCCGUCAGUGCCAGCUCAGAGCCUGCCCUCCUGUUCCCCUCCCACUUAUCUGACCUCCAGGCCAGAGACUCAGCUCCUGCUUUGUCCCUCGUGUGCCAUCCCCAAUGCUUGGAACCAGCUCAGCAUGGGGAGGCAUAGGGGCUGCGAAUUCUGCCAGAACUGGGGUGGCAGGUGGAGUCCUUGGCCUCCUGUCAUCAGGCCUGGGCACACCCAGGCGACAGGCACAGCCACACUGGCACACCCUCUGCCCAGCUGGGCUGAGCCUCCACUGGUCCUCAAGGGAGAAGGGCUGCAAGCACCAUUACGCUGGAGAAGACCUGGUCCCACCCCUGCCCUCUGCACCCCCUCACCAUUGGCUGCAGAAUGGAGCUGAGAAUGCCGGCAGGGGGCAACACACUCAAACCACCAUGGGGACAAACUUUCUUUAUAAACAUCUGGCAGUUUUCUUGCUCAUCUUCUCAAGACAUCCCAUGAGGGAGGUCAGGAUGGUGAAUGGGGCUGCAGCUGCUAAAGGGGCUGCUGAGCCUUGGGGAAGUCAAGGCCGCGGUCUUGGGGUUCCUUGGGAUAGAGCAAGAAGGGGGGUUGGCCUCCCUGGUAUAAACAAGUGUUUUCAUUGUGAAGGAUGAGACAGCUGACCAGUGGGAGUUAAGCAUGGGUAAGGGCCUCAGCCCCACUGCACUCUGGGCUGCAGGGGCCACCCCCCUGGUGGGGGUGCCCUCAGGGAUGGGGGCAGCUCUUGGACUGGCGGCCACCCCACAGGGUACUGGAAGAUGGUGGCUCUGAGGGGUUCGACCCUAGAGAGAGAGAGAAAGGCAGAACAUUAGGAUGGGGCACAUCCCAGAACCAAUUCCCCUUCCUGCCACCCUGCCUGUGGGGAGGGCUGGCUGCCUGAACCACCCUCUGGAAGCAGGACCUUCCUGCAGACCCUUGGAGCCAGCAACCACCCCUCUAGGAACUGGGCCCAAGGAACUAGCUGGGUUGUAGGCAGAGACUAAGCUACAAGAAUGGCCUUGAGGAGAAUGGAAAUAAUCUUAGUGUCCACCUGUGGGGGACGGAUUAAA